Molecule: messenger RNA, 624 nt
Organism: Cyphellophora attinorum
Lineage: Eukaryota; Fungi; Ascomycota; Eurotiomycetes; Chaetothyriales; Cyphellophoraceae
Product: 60S ribosomal protein L10a
Exons: 3
Coding region: 1-624 (207 amino acids)
Biological process (GO): translation
Cellular component (GO): large ribosomal subunit
Molecular function (GO): RNA binding; structural constituent of ribosome
Source: RefSeq, a predicted model, not a curated record
AUGUCCAAAAUCACAGUCGCCGGAGUGCGGACCAACGUCCAGCAACUACUCGAUUACUCCCAGAACACCAAGAAGCGCAACUUCCUCGAGACCGUCGAGCUCCAAAUCGGCCUCAAGAACUAUGAUCCCCAACGUGACAAGCGUUUCUCCGGCACCAUCAAGCUCCCGACUGUCCCUCGCCCGGGCAUGGCCAUCUGCGUCCUAGCACCACGCAUCGACGCCAUGUCCUCCGACGAUCUGAAGAAGCUCAACAAGAACAAGAAGCUGAUCAAGAAGCUCGCCAACAAGUACGAUGCGUUCGUCGCCUCUGAGGCUCUUAUCAAGCAGAUCCCUCGUCUCUUGGGUCCUGGUCUGUCCAAGGCUGGCAAGUUCCCGACUCCGAUCUCGCAUGCUGAGGAUCUGGCGGGCAAGGUUACUGAGGUUAAGAGCACGAUCAAGUUCCAGUUGAAGAAGGUAUUGUGCUUGGGUGUCGCGAUCGGCAAUGUCGAUAUGUCUGAGGAUGAGCUCAUCUCCAACAUCAUGUUGGCCAUCAACUACCUUGUCUCAUUGUUGAAGAAGGGCUGGCAGAAUGUCGGUAGCUUGGUCAUCAAGGCUACCAUGAGUCCUCCCAAGAGAUUGUACUAA